Ylistrum balloti is the source of this 5890-nucleotide messenger RNA. Its product is annotated as ectonucleoside triphosphate diphosphohydrolase 8-like. The record is from RefSeq and is a predicted model, not a curated record. Lineage: Eukaryota; Metazoa; Mollusca; Bivalvia; Pectinida; Pectinidae. Gene Ontology annotation, cellular component: membrane. Gene Ontology annotation, biological process: nucleoside diphosphate catabolic process. The coding region runs from base 24 to 1487 and encodes 487 amino acids. Gene Ontology annotation, molecular function: GDP phosphatase activity; UDP phosphatase activity. The transcript has 7 exons.
CACAUACACUCUGAAUCGCGUUUAUGAACCGCAUUUACGUAUCCGGUCAGUCCGGCGUCCUCACACUACAGUGGACAGGCAUUACGUUCCAUAGGGAAAUGGGCACAUAUCUGCUGUUAGUUUUGAGUAUGAUCCUAAUACCAAACAGUUUAGCAACGCAUACGACUUCCGCUUGGAAUUACGGCGUAAUGUUUGAUGCCGGAAGUUCGAGUUCAAAAUUGAAGAUUUACAAAUGGCCGACUCGAUUGUCCACCGCCGACGCGUUUGAUAUGGACCUUAUCUACACUCAGCGAUACAAGCCUGGGAUUAGUGACUAUGUCGACCAUCUUAACGAUAUUCCUACUUACCUAGAAAAAAUGUUGAAUAAGGCAAAGUCGCUCGUACCAAGUAGUCAACAUCAUUCUACGCCAUUGUUUAUGAUGGCGACAGCUGGUUUACGAGUGUUAGCGGAAAGUGACGCCAUAGCUUUGAUGACGUCAGCACGACAGUACUUGGGGAACUCCACCAUUAACCCGUUCACAUACAACCAACACAAAGUGAGGAUCUUAUCAGGGGAGGAGGAAGGGGCGUAUGCCUGGAUCGCUGCUAAUUACCUCAGGAAUUUCUUCGGCUCAAAUAAGCCGCCAUCACAAGCAGUCGGAGUGCUGGAGAUGGGAGGGGGAUCUACACAGAUUACCUUUGUGCCAGACGGUCCCAUCCUCGCUAACAUGUUCCCAGUGCGCAUGGCCGGGGUGACGUAUUACCUGUAUGCCCAUAGUUACCUAUAUUACGGACAAAACUACAUGGCGAAAAGAAUACGGCGUUACCUGGAAGAGGAGAGUCCUUUUGAAACCGAACUGUAUAAUCCGUGUAUGCUGAGGGGUGACAACGUGUCUUACAGCACUGAAGAGGGCGUCACUGUGAUUUUUAGGGGUGACAGUAACCCCGAUAAGUGCCUUGAGAUUAUUAAUAGCUUUCUCCAAAGUGCCGCCGAAAAUGUGUGCUACCCAAAACCUUGCGCCAUCGGUCAAAUCUACCAACCGUCACUGGGGACUGACAUAUUCUUCGCCAUUUCUGCAUAUGUCUAUGCUCCGACCACAUUACGGGCGCUUGAUCCAUUCGGAAGACUGCAAAUUGAAACGAUGAACACAUCAGCGCACCAGUAUUGCCGAAUGACUUUAACUCAAGCUAUAAAUGCAACCGGAACUGCAGCGGAGUAUGCUUCCGGUUAUUGCAUGAUGGGACUUUACAUUCCUUCUUUACUAACAGCAUCUUAUGGUUUUCCUUCAACAACUCAGAGAAUACAAGUAGCGGAUAAAAUAAACGGCGAAUCUGUAGACUGGGCUUUAGGGGCCGUGUUAUAUGAACUUGAACAAAUUGAGUAUUACAAAUGGUUAGAGACCUGUGGCGAAGUCUCCGGAGGCCAAAGACCAGAGGUCACUUCUUUUGUCUUGGUGUUGUUUGGGCUGGUGACUUUCUUUACAGCAAAAUUUAAACAUGUUUUGUGAUGGUAAGAAAUAUGGAGUUAGUGAAUAUUCAGGAACCAUACCUUUACAAGUAAGAAUGUCAUCGACAGUUUCAUCGGCAUAAUCAUUGAGGCGCGUUAAUCAUUCUUAUUCUGUAACUCUGCGAAGAAACGUUUUACAUGUUAACAAACACAUGUUAUAUGCGCAUUUUUCUUAAAUAACAAAUAGUUUUUGGAUUAAUUUGUCUUUCCUAUAAUCGCCGUGAUUCAGAUUAAUGGAUUCAAUUUGUCUGUUAUAUCGUCGCCGUGAUGGAGUUUCAUUAAUUAAGUUUGUCGGUUCUGUCAUCGCCAUGAGGUCUUUUCAUGAAUGCAGUUUGUCUGUCCAAUCAUCACCAUGAAGGAGUUUCAUGGAUUUCAUAAUACAUCUGUCCUGUCGUAGCCGUGAUAGAGUUUCAUGGAUUCGAUUUGUCUUUCCUGUCAUCGCCACGAUGAAAUUUCUUCGAUUCCAUAUUUCAUCUGUCCUAUCUGGGCCGUGAUGGAGUUUCACGGAUUAGGUUUUUCUACUGUCAUGGCCGUGAUACAGUUUCAUGGGUUAAGUUUUUCUACUGUCAUGGCCGUGAUGGAGUUUCAUCGAUUAGGUUUGUCUCCUAUCGUGGCCGUGAUGGAGUUUCAUGGAUUAGGUUUGUCGCCCAUCGUGGCCGUGAUGGAGUUUCAUGGAUUAGGUUUGUCUCCUAUCGUGGCCGUGAUGGAGUUUCAUAGAUUAGGUUUGUCUUCUAUCGUGGCCGUGAUGGAGUUUCAUGGAUUAGGUUUGUCUCCUAUCGUGGCCGUGAUGGAGUUUCAUGGAUUAGGUUUGUCUCCUAUCGUGGCCGUGAUGGAGUUUCAUGGAUUAGGUUUGUCUCCUAUCGUGGCCGUGAUGGAGUUUCAUUGAUUAGGUUUGUCUCCUAUCGUGGCCGUGAUGGAGUUUCAUGGAUUAGGUUUGUCUCCUAUCGUGGCCGUGAUGGAGUUUCAUGGAUUAGGUUUGUCGCCUAUCGUGGCCGUGAUGGAGUUUCAUGGAUUAGGUUUGACUCCUAUCGUGGCCGUGAUGGAGUUUCAUGGAUUUAGUUUGUCUCCUAUCGUGGCCGUGAUGGAGUUUCAUGGAUUUAGUUUGUCUCCUAUCGUGGCCGUGAUGGAGUUUCAUGGAUUUAGUUUGUCUCCUAUCGUGGCCGUGAUGGAGUUUCAUGGAUUUAGUUUGUCUCCUAUCGUGGCCGUGAUGGUGUUUCAUGGAUUUAGUUUGUCUCCUUUCGUGGCCGUGAUGGAGUUUCAUGGAUUUAGUUUGUCUCCUAUCGUGGCCGUGAUGGAGUUUCAUGGAUUUAGUUUGUCUCCUAUCGUGGCCGUGAUGGAGUUUCAUGGAUUUAGUUUGUCUCCUAUCGUGGCCGUGAUGGAGUUUCAUGGAUUAGGUUUGUCUCCAAUCGUGGCCGUGAUGGAGUUUCAUGGAUUAGGUUUGUCUCCAAUCGUGGCCGUGAUGGAGUUUCAUGGAUUAGGUUUGUCUCCUAUCGUGGCCGUGAUGGAGUUUCAUGGAUUAGGUUUGUCUACUAUCGUGGCCGUGAUGGAGUUUCAUGGAUUAGGUUUGUCUCCUAUCGUGGCCGUGAUGGAGUUUCAUGGAUUAGGUUUGUCUCCUAUCGUGGCCGUGAUGGAGUUUCAUGGAUUAGGUUUGUCUCCUAUCGUGGCCGUGAUGGAGUUUCAUGGAUUAGGUUUGUCUCCUAUCGUGGCCGUGAUGGAGUUUCAUGGAUUAGGUUUGUCUCCUAUCGUGGCCGUGAUGGAGUUUCAUGGAUUAGGUUUGUCUCCUAUCGUGGCCGUGAUGGAGUUUCAUGGAUUAGGUUUGUCUCCUAUCGUGGCCGUGAUGGAGUUUCAUGGAUUAGGUUUGUCUCCUAUCGUGGCCGUGAUGGAGUUUCAUGGAUUUAGUUUGUCUCCUAUCGUGGCCGUGAUGGAGUUUCAUGGAUUAGGUUUGUCUCCUAUCGUGGCCGUGAUGGAGUUUCAUGGAUUAAGAUUGUCUCCUAUCGUCGCAGUGAAGAAUCUCUUAUGAUGAAACACUACCACGGAUGGAUAUAUUUACCUGCACGGCUCAUUGGUUUUAAAAUGUUAUUUCCACUAGAUGGAUUAACGAUAGACAAAACAUCAGAUAAGUAAAAAAGGAUACAAAAUCAUUCUUACCUUCUGUAAGAUUCUGUUAACUGUAACAAUCAUUUAAUUGUAUUGUAAAAAAUGUCAUUUAUGCAUGAUAAUGAAAGUAACCUGUGCGUUGUGUAUCAAAACGUAUAAAUAAACACUAUUAACGCUAUAAAUCGGUACGGAAAUGUAUUUGUAUGAAUUAAUGUGUUUCAUAUAACAAGCUUCAACGGUCGUGUUUAGUUCAGAUUGUGUGUAAUAUAUAUGCCUAUCAAAAUAUUAAUAAAAUCAGAAAUGUAUAAGAUAAGAUUAAAAAGACCGGAACAGGGAACAUAACUUCAUAUUUAAUUUUCAGCUUUUAUUUUACAGUGACCGAGUUGCAGCAUCUGGUCGCCUGAUAAUAAUAACAGUGCUAUUUCAUGUAGUUAGAGGCACUUCGUAGCCAGACAAGGGCAAAUCAGAAAAUACAGCACAUUUAUUUAAGAGUGAUGUCCCCUUUUAGCAUAAUCAUGUAUAGACUAUGAGUUAAAGCCCAGUCUGGUACACAGAAAAAAUGGCCUCUUUACAGAGAGAAUGACAGAAAUUAUUGGUAAGGUAUCAAAAAGAUUUGAGAGGCCAUCAAUUGAUUUAAUAUUACUCUGAAUGUUUAUUAGUUACGCGUGACUGGACUUAUGUAAGGUAUUUGUUUUCGCUGCAUUGUAUUACGUAACAUAUUCUAGAACAACCUGAUGAUUAUUUUAUAGAUAAAGUUUAUAUACCAUAUAUAUGGAAAUAGAAUCUCACGGAUUCAUGUGAUUUUGUUAUGAAUUUGUUCAUAUUAGCUUAAAACCAUUGUAAAUAAGAUUUGAGUUUGAUAUCAGAUAUGUAUUACCGACCAAACUCAUUCUGUACACUUACUUAAACAUUUGUAUGAUUUUUGUACUUGUAUUCAAGAAGAGACCCAUUAUUGAAAUUUAUAUUACAAUAACGUUAUUACUUAUAAAUUGUUAAAUUGUUUUAUGUAUUAUUAAUUUUGCAUGUUGAAAAUAAUGUUCAGUUACCUAAAUGAGCACCAUGUGAGUCGAUCACCUUGUGUAAAUCUUUUCACUAAGUUUGACUUAUUUGUUAAUUUUGAAAGAAAUAUCAUUGACCUCAUUCAGGAAUAAAACUAGGUUCCGUUUGUGUCGUUUUUUUCAGAUUCUGUUGCUGCAUAUUUUCAGUUCAGAAAAAAUGAGUAUUAAAUGGUCUCUGUUCAAAAGGAAAUUCUUAUAUUUAUGAAUGAAGACUAGUUUCGCAUUUGUUUUAUUUGAUACUAGCUUUUUUUUUGUUUAAAUUAUUUUAUUUUGAUUUUUGUUAAAGAGUAUGUAAAGCACUUUGGUAAUUAUUCAGUUGUGUAACCGUUUAAAGACAGGACCAUUCCAAUGAUGACAUAUAGAAUUGUGGGUUUGACAGUAAAUGUGCAAGUCAAUUUAAAUUAUGAAAACCAGAAUCAAGUUUAUUGAUUAUUGCGAGGUGUUUUUCUACUUAGCUCACGGUUAUUGAGAUGAGCGUUAAAGGACCUGCAGCCCAUCCUCAGUCAAGCUGACGAACGUGGUCGAGUCUUUCUUUCAAUAAUCAUAAUGAGAUGGAGUUGUAAGGGAGUGCAGGAAGUUUUCCAUGUCACUUAAUGAGAGGUUAGUGUUAAUUUCUGUGGCUAGUGAAUUCUACAGGUCAGUAGAAGUUAGGUUGUUUAGAUUAUCAUACAACACGUGUGGUAUAUUGGUGAUUGUCUUCUCUGCAUUAUGGUAAUAGUUGUGAGAUUCAUUGUGGAGUUUUUAUCUAUCUGAACUGUUUUCUUUACGUUGCUUCGCUAUUGUAAUUUGUCUCAACCAGUUCAACCGGUUUCUUCAUGAAACCAAGCAUGAUUUGUUAGUUUAGUACCCCUAGUAUAAUUCUCACAACUUCGAUCUGAAUAGUCAUUUAAGAGUGAGACUGGUAGAUGGUUAAGCUAUCCCCGACAUUUACACCAUAAAUAAAAGGUUUGAAGGGAAUUCCUGAACGUUCGUCGGUGAGACGAUACUCUGUAUAUCUGAUACCUUAACUGUUUUUAGAAUGGCUAGUUUAUUAGACCUCAUUAAAAGGAAUGUCAUUCAUAAAGCAUGAAUGUUUGCGAUUUCGAGUGACAGUGUAUGUAUUUUAUAUAUUCAAUAAGCAUUUAGAUUAUAAAAGGACUUAUCUGCAAUAAUUAAAAUCCGGUAUGGCAUAUUCUUAAUUUCCAAAUUGAACUUUUUUUCAAUUGCAGAGUACUUUUGUAAAGGUUUUUAUAAUAAAGAUAUAUUGAAA